This is a messenger RNA of Eruca vesicaria subsp. sativa (arugula), 889 nucleotides long. The record is from the annotation of a GenBank genome assembly. Lineage: Eukaryota; Viridiplantae; Streptophyta; Magnoliopsida; Brassicales; Brassicaceae.
ACACAUUACAAUACAAACAAAAUUCAUCUUAUGCAAAUGGCGGUUUCAAAGCUUGUAUUGGCUGCGACAAGCCGUAAAAGCUACAAAGUACUCUUAGGGCUAAGAGUACUGGCCUUCUCGGCUACGCUAUCUGCAGCCAUUGUGAUGGGAUUGAAUAAAGAGACAAAGACGUUUGUGGUGGGAAACGUGGGAAAUACUCCGGUCAAAGCUACUUUCACUGCUAAGUUCCAACACACUCCAGCUUUUGUGUUCUUCGUAGUAGCGAAUGCAAUGGUGAGCUUCCACAACAUGUUGAUGAUGGCUAUGCAGCUAUUUGGAGGCAAAAUAGAAUUCACUGGUUUUCAUCUUCUUUCCGUCGCCAUUCUCGACAUGCUGAAUGUGACACUGAUUUCGGCGGCAGCUAACGCAGCGGCGUUCAUAUCAGAAGUGGGGAAGAAUGGGAAUAAACACGCGAGAUGGGACAAAAUCUGUGACAGAUUCGCCACUUACUGCGAUCACGGCGCCGGAGCAUUGAUUGCUGCCUUCGCCGGUGUGGUCCUGAUGCUCACUAUCUCCGCCGUCUCAAUAUCUCGUCUCGCUCCUCCUAAUAAAUGCUCCUAUUCCACGGCCGCAACUCCCUCCGUCAUCCCCUGACGAAUCACCGCCUCAAAAUUAUACACACAUACAUGUCUCUUUCCCUUGUUUCCUUACUUCUUUGCUUUGUUGAGUGUUUCAGUGUAUGUAUGUACCUCGAGUGAUUGUUUAAGCAUAUAAGCAUUCGCCUUGUAUGUUACUCUGUUAGUAAUUGUUAGUAAUUAACUUUCUUCUUGUACUUUGUAUUCUUUUAUUUUGGUCUUCUUAAAUAUGAUGUUAUGAUCCGACUAAAAUCUUAUUUGACAUGUCAACUAUA